AUGCCUCGGGGUCAGAAGAGUAAGCUCCGCACCCGUGAGAAACGCCGCCAGGCCCGAGACGUCUCCCAGAGUCACAGGAGAGUUCAGGCCAUUGCAGCAAUAGAAGAGCCUCCCUCCUCCUCUUCUACUGUUUUGGAAGAUGACCCCCAGAGCUCUUCAGCUACUGAGUCAAACAGCACUUCCCAGGGAUCUUUGAAAGCCCCAUCUACUAUCACCACUUCUUUAAGUACUUUUGGCACAAGACCUGAUAAAGAUGAUAACAGCCUAGAUGACGAACAUCCAUCUUCCUCCAAUGUCUCACCUUCUACUGAGGGCAUAUGCAGUGAUACUCUAACUAGCAAGGUGAGUUUGUUGGAGCAGUUCCUUUUGUACAAGUAUAAAAUGAAGCAGCCCAUUAUGAAGGAAGACAUGCUGAAGAUGGUCCACCAAAACUACCACGACCAAUUUGAUGAGAUUCUCAAGAAAGCCUCUGAGCGCAUUGAGACUGUCUUUGCGGUAGAUGUGAAGGAAGUCGACUCAACCAGUCACUGCUAUGAUCUUGUCAGCAAACUGAAGCUCCCCAACAAUGGGAGGGUGCGUCCUGGCAGGGGGUUACCCAAGACCGGUCUCCUGAUGACAAUCCUGGGUGUGAUUUUCAUGAAGGGCAACUGUGCCGCCGAGGAAGACAUCUGGAAAUUCCUGAAUAUGAUUCGAGUCUAUGCUGGGAGGAAGCACUUCAUCUACGGGGAGCCUAGGAAGCUCAUUACCAAAGACUUAGUGAGGCUGAAGUACUUGGAGUACCGCCAGGUGCCCGACAGUGAUCCUCCACGCUUUGAAUUCCUCUGGGGCCCAAAAGCCCACGCUGAAACCAGCAAAAUGAAAGUCUUGGAAUUUUUGGCCAAGGUCAAUGAUACAGUUCCCAGUGCCUUCCCAUCACAAUAUAAAGAAGCUUUGCAAGAUGAGGAAGAGAGCCAGAGUUGCAGCCAGGCCUGGCAUGACUGUUACUUCCAGGGUUAUGAACCUGACAGGUGUCCACAUCUCCUGACCUCCUGUCUGUACUCCUUCCUGCUGUCCCUGAUGAUGCCUCAGAGUCAUAAGACUAAGCACCAUGCUGAUGAGAAAUGCCAUCAGGCCCAAGAUGAGACCCUGAGUUGUGAGGGUGCUCAGGCCACAGCAGUGGCAGAAGAGGAGUCCACUCCGUCCUCUCCUCAGUGUGGAGGCAUUAUCCAGAGUCUGCCGGCUGCUGGAUCGUGUAGCAUUUCUCAGGGGCCUCAAACCACUACUUCUGCAAGCAUUUCUUCCACUAGAUCUGAUGACGAUUCCAAUGGCCAACCUGAUGAUAGGGCAAUCGCCUUUGCAGCCCUACCCUACAGUGAGAGCUCAGGAAGUGAUUUUUUAACCAGAAAGGCUGGGUUGUUGGAGCAGUUCCUUCUGUACAAGUAUAAAAUGAAGCAGCCCAUUAUGAAGGAAGACAUGCUGAAGAUGGUCCACCAAAACUACCACGACCGAUUUGUUGAGAUUCUCAAGAAAGCCUCUGAGCGCAUUGAGAUGGUCUUUGCAGUAGAUGUGAAGGAAGUCGACUCAACCAGUCACUAUGAUCUUGUCAGCAAGCUGAAACUCCCCAACAAUGGGAGGGUGCGUGCUGGCAGGGGGUUACCCAAGACCGGUCUCCUGAUGAAUCUCCUGGGUAUGAUCUUCAUAAAGGGCAACUGUGCCGCCGAGGAAGACAUCUGGAGAUUCCUGAGUAUGAUGGGACCCACGCUGAAACCAGCAAAAAAAGUCUUGGAAUUUUUGGCCAAGGUCAAUGAUACAGUUCCCAGUGCCUUCCCAUCUUAUUAUGAAGAAGCUUUGCGAGAUGAGGAAGAGAGAGCCGAAGCCAUGCACAGCCAGGGCUGA
Molecule: messenger RNA, 1875 nt
Organism: Camelus dromedarius (Arabian camel)
Lineage: Eukaryota; Metazoa; Chordata; Mammalia; Artiodactyla; Camelidae
Product: melanoma-associated antigen B3-like
Biological process (GO): negative regulation of transcription by RNA polymerase II
Cellular component (GO): nucleus
Source: RefSeq, a predicted model, not a curated record